AAAGAAUAUUUAUAUGUCGAUUAUUGGUGGUGCCUUCAACAUUGCCUUCUGAUUGGUUUAUUAGUUUUCUUAUUACGUUGGCAUUAUUUUCUACCGUGUGAUUAUAUUGAUCUGUUACAUCGAAGUUCUAUGCAUCUUGGGAGUUGGGAGAAUCUACUUGUUCGCAGUGGAUUUUCACAAAUUUCCACAUGGUCAGCAUCUGUU
Messenger RNA from Trichobilharzia szidati, 204 nucleotides. Lineage: Eukaryota; Metazoa; Platyhelminthes; Trematoda; Strigeidida; Schistosomatidae. The record is from the annotation of a GenBank genome assembly.